Molecule: messenger RNA, 2308 nt
Organism: Oncorhynchus gorbuscha (pink salmon)
Lineage: Eukaryota; Metazoa; Chordata; Actinopteri; Salmoniformes; Salmonidae
Product: interferon alpha-inducible protein 27-like protein 2B
Exons: 10
Coding region: 561-1550 (329 amino acids)
Biological process (GO): apoptotic signaling pathway
Cellular component (GO): mitochondrion; membrane
Source: RefSeq, a predicted model, not a curated record
CUGAAGCUGGAAAGUGAAACUGAGAAAACCAUUUAGAAUGCGUGAUGCUGCUUGUAGCUGGAAGGUUAACAUUAUCACGUUUGUAAAAUUACUAUCAUCAUUAUAACCUAUGUGUGCUGUUACCUCGACCAAUCGGAUGGCACGCAUGUAGGGUGGUCGGCAAAAGAAUGUUGAGUACAGACUAUUAUUAUAACUUUCUCAAAGGGGUGACGACAAAUUAAAAAACAGAAAAAGUUUGAAUACCACUGACUUAAGUUUGCAUCUAAAUUUCACCCGAAGUUCCACCAACCCUGACUGAGAAUUUGACUGAAGCCCAAAGCAGUUAAACCCAAAGCAAACAAAGAUGGCACCAGAAAUAAACUUGUCUCCACCCACCAAAUUUCUGCUGGUACCCGGUGAGCCGUAGGAGCCUUGGAAUGACUGGAUAGUAUAUUUUGAGUUGUACAUAAGAGGCUCGCCAGAGGAAGAGAAGAUAGCACUGUUAAACAUUUACCUUGGGAAGGAGGGACUGCGCAUCUUAAAUACUUUGACAACAAUUGAAACAUAUGCAGCAAUGAUUGAUGCCCUCAAUGCUCAGGAGCCUCAGGACUGCUCAGGAGCCUCAGGACUGUCAGGAGCCUCAGGACUGUCAGGAGCCUCAGGACCUGGAUGAUUCACAAAGAAUCAAACAGAACAGAAAAAGGAUGAUCAUUACAGGAGCAGCAGCAACAAUGGGUGCAGCUGCAGCAGUGGUGGGGGCACCAGUAGCCCUGGGAGUGGCAGGUUUGACUACUGUUGGGGUUGCUGCUGGAGCAACUGCAGGGGGCGCCGCAAUAGGAACAGGUACAAUUGCUGCAGCAGCAACAGCAACAGUGGGAGCAGUUGCGGCAGUGGCAAUGGCACCAGUUGUCCUAGGAGCGAUAGGAUUCACUGCUGGUGGGAUUGCUGCUGGAUCAUAUGCAGCAAGCAUGAUGUCUGCAGCGGCCGUGGUAAAUGGAGGUGGGGUAGCAGCAGGAGGUCUUGUUGCUGCUCUACAGACGGCAGGUGCUGCAGGGCUUUCAGGAGCGGCUACAGCGGCGGUGGGAGGUGCUGGAGCUGCGAUUAGUGGAGCCUUGGGAUGGGUGGCCGCAGGAGCAGGGUUCUCAGGAGCAGCAGCAGCUACUACAGCAGCUACGGCAGGUGCUGUAGGGCUCUCUGCAACGGCUACAGCAGCCGCGGGAGGUGUUGGAGCAGCAGUUGGGGGAACAGCAGGAUGGCUGGCUUCAAGGACUUGGACACCUGAAAAGGAGGAAGGAAAAGAUACAGGAGCAGCUACAGCAGGAGGUGCUGCAGGGCUUUCAGGAGAGUCUACAGAGGCUGUGGGAGGUGUUAGAGCAGCAGUUGUUGGAGCGUCUGAAGGGAAGGGAGGAGUCGAGGAGAGAGAGCUUUCAGGAACGACUACAGCAGCUGCAGAAGGUGCUGCAGGGCUUUCAGGAGAGGCUACAGAGGCUGUGGGAGGUGUUAGAGCAGCAGUUGGUGGAGCGGCAGAAUGGCUGUUCUGGCUGACGUCUAAAAAGGAGGGAGGAGAGUAAAGAGGGAAGAGAGGAAGAGAAGAGAUCCCGGAAGAAAAAAUAACAUAUUGAUACUGCAACAUUCAUGAAAGUGUUUUGAAUGAUUUCAUAAUGGUGUUAUGAGUGCAUGUGUAUACCCCCUUUGGUGUUGCCAAACAUACAUAUAUAUCCACUCAACAUGUGGUUAGAGCGUUGGGCCAGUAACCGAGCGGUUGCUGGAACGAAUCCCCAAGCUGACAAGGUAAAAAGAAGUCGUUCUGCCCGUGAGAAAGGUAGUUAACCCAGUUCCCCGGACGCGGAAGACGUGGAUGUUGAUUUAGGCAGCCCCCCUGCACAAAGCAUAUUCUGUUUUAGGGAUUAAUAUGAAUUUAAAAUAAUUUGACAUGUUUUGUAUGAAUCAGGUCAUGAACAUAUGGACUUUGAAAUGAACAAGGGAGAGGUUAAAUGUAGGCUAAGUCUGGCAUAAGCAUGCAGCCAUAUAGUCCUAUGAUCGUAACGAUACAUACGUUCAAGCUUUUGGCAGCUACUGUAUCUGUCUCCAUACCAGAUAGCUGCCAAAUGGUUGAACAUACUGUAGGUAUCAUUAGGAUUCCGCAAGACACCAGUACUAAAAAUGAUAGCCUAAAUUGCAAUGCCUACAAGUUGAAGGCCUAUUUGUUUAUUUGGAUAGGCCUAAAUUAAACAUUGAAUUAUUCAAGUAAUAGGCUUAAGAACUUUGGAGAAUUUAGAUGAUUUUGAAUACACACUUGGAUUUCAAUAAACAAAAGGUUAAGACUGUU